GUGUGUAUGUGUGCGUGUGUGGCUUUGGGGGGGGCGGGGGCAGCAAAUCGCAAACCCGACAUACGCAUUUGGCGCAGCGUUCGGCGCACUUAUGGAGGCGACAUGACUGAGUCGUCAAGCGCGAUCACUGCUGCCCCGGAGUCUGUCGCACCAGUAGUUGGAGCCGAUCGUCAUGUCACUCGGCCGUGGACUAGGACGGUGACCUCAACUUUGAAUCAUCCUGAAGGGUAAAAUUCACAGUGUCCCUUUAAGAUGACACGCACAGAACCUCCUGACAUACUAGCGUCGACCGUGUAUCGAGACAUAAAAGUGAAGUCUACCUCCACGCACUCGGAGUCUGUCUGUUUUUCCAAACAAUGUGAUGCCCAGAUGACGACCACACUGGAGGACAAGCAGGAGAAGAUCCACAAGAGGCAUUGCCGGAGCUUUGACUUCAUCGAGUCGCUGGACGACCCCAAGCCCUGCGAGCCGCAGGGGAUGGAGCACCACCAUAGGAGGCCGGAGAGGCAGUCCGAGACCCAAGGAGAGAUGUCCUGGAAUGCUUUGGGGCAGCAGGGACACCUUCGCUUCUCCUCCCCGGACCUGUUCAACACCAGAUUGCCCCCUCAACACUCCAACUCAGACACCACCAGCAAGGCCACUAAGCCAGAGUCCAAGCAGAGGUCUCGGUCUAAAAGUGCCCCCCGAGCCAAAACCACCUUCACGCCGGUGCCCAUUGAGAUGUCUCCACCUGUGGUCAGGAGGGGCAGGGAGGUCCAGCGAGCUCGCCGGGACCCACCAAGGAGGCCCGAGGCGUCUCCCCGCAGGGAGGUGUCCUAUGCCACGAGCCGUGUCCUGACACAAGAGGUGCAUCCCAUCAAGCUCCAGCCCCAGCGAGGGGAUUCCAGCCGAUUCUCGCCAUUAAAUGCCAGUGAUCGCUUUGAGGGGGGCCGACCGAGCAAGCCGGCCACAAGUCCGCACGUCAAAUGCCGUGUGGACAUCAAGCCGGAUGAGGGAGGCUUGCAGCAGGCGGUGAGGCAGCCCCCUGCACCCCGCACUGAGAUCCCCUGGCAGCGCUACUCCAGCUCGGGGAGCAGGGGCCUGGCUGUUCCACGCCAAGUGUCCACAUCCAGGACGCCAACUCCCAGCGAAUGCUACAGUGCGGACUACAGGCAUCCUUACCCAUAUUCCUAUGGCAUGCCAGUGAAUUAUGUUCAGCCCGUUGACAUUCCUCAUAGAAUGCCUUCCCCCAGAGACCAGAGGGAGUACCUUGAGAGAGAACGGAGGGCAUUCUCUAGCCCUGGUGUGCCAACUAAAUUAUUCUACACCGAGCCCGGGAGGUACUCGAUUUCAGCCCCUCCUACUAGGAAUUACUACCAGAAUGAUCGCUACAGCAUGUCCAGUCAAGGACACUCACCUAAAAUGCAAUAUAUGCAUGAUCCAAGGUCCCAUAUCGUUCACACUAUGCCCAUUACCAUCCGGCCCUAUUACACAGAGAUAGAGGCUCGGCCGUACCCAGGUGAGCCUGUGUAUCCCAGGCCGUAUUCCACAAGUGAACCAGGGCCAUACAUCAUUCAAACACCACCGACAAGAUCGUUUUAUGGCGAGAACCCUGCAGCCUACCCCAUUCAGACUGUCCCCUCAAAUAUUUUCUACACGAAUGAAGCAUUCAGCCACCUUCCGGAGCAUCAUGUCCCACUGAGACCGUAUCACACCGAGGGUCGCCAUCGGCCCCGGAUGUCGCAACCUCAUGUCGGUGAUUGGUACGCGUCCAGUUUCUCGGGAUAUGCUGCCCACCAUAAUCAGUUCACUCCGCCAAGAGCCAGACCGGAAAUGACCCCCUGGUAUGCCAACCCCUGCAUGGAGCCGCCCAGGCUUGGAGCAGAAGCCAAACCCUAUUCGAAGUCGUGGGACAACAUCCUCAACUCACAUGUUGAGAGGGAGCAGCCAGUUCACCGUGGGAGAAGCUACGAGAACCUCCUUUACCAGGGCAAGCGUGCAGCGUCCCCAGAUGACAGGCGGCAGCCUGUGGUGGUGAACCUCUCCAGUUCACCCAGGCGCUAUGCUGCCUUGUCGUUGUCUGAAAACUCUUUGGAAAAGGGUCCUGUUGAUGGAGCCAGGAGCAUGACAGGAAGACUCUGGUACGUGACCCCUGAGAUUACCAUUACAGACAACGACAUCCACCCUGGCAAAAUUAAAAGAAGCCAGUCACGCUCUGCCAGUUGGGACAUGUUGGACUCUGAUAAAGCAAAGCCCAGGACUGUUUCAUACCAGGAUCCACCCUCCUACUCGGCAGACACAACCAAAGACAAGAGCCACAACAGCUACUCAUUGCAGCAAAGCCUCGAACAGCUUGAUGAGCUGUUAGCCGACCUUGUCAUUGACUACAAGCCCCCAGCUAGCCGGAGGCCCAGUGAAGAUUUGUUGGACCAACUAAAGAAGCUUAUUAAUGAGGAUGAUUCCAACUCCACAAAGAAAGGCUCCAAGGAAGACCCUGGUCCUCUCAAUAAACAGCCUAUGUCCACCAAAAUCAUCCCUGAUGCUCUGAAAAACCUGGACAGCUGUGAUGGAGUCCAGAGGAGUACAGAGGAGUGUUCCCCUGAGCAGAGCACGGAUGAGGAUGAUACUAUGAUGUGCUCCAACAGAAAGUGCCGGCGGACUGAGACCCUGUUCAAUGCCUGCCUCUACUUCAAAUCGUGUCAUAGCUGCUACACCUACUACUGCUCCCGGAACUGCCGCAGGGAGGACUGGGAUGUCCACAAGGUGAACUGCCUUUAUGGACGCAUUGGAAGUGUUUGCAGGCAUAUCCUGAAGUUCUGCCGGGAGAAUUCUGAGAUCCACAAAGCCUUCUCCCGCAUUGCCAAAGUGGGAUACCUCUCUCGCGGAAGGGGUGUGCUUUUUCUGGGUUUCCCCAGCCCAGGGUCAUCCAACAACUUUCUACAGUAUGGACUAGAGAGCCUCCUCAUGACGCCAACAUAUCUGUCCCUCAGAGAGCUGGAGACUUUCAAGGACAAUCUAGGGGAGUAUUGUAAGGAGCUGCAGGAUGCCGGUAACGAGUAUGACCCCAGUGAAUGUUUCCUUCUGAAUGUAUCCAUCGCCGUUGGUGACCAAGUGCCUGACAGACCGUCACCCAGAGUACGAGCGCCGACUGUCAGGAAGUAUGCCAAAGUGUCCCUGGCUUCUUGCAGCCCCGAGAAGAGGCCCUUCAAGAGAGAGAGUGACAUGGAAACUCUGAUCCUCACCCCACCCCCAGGAACCUCUGACAUUGAUAAGGAAGGCGAGGAAGGCAGGAAGGCCAGGGAGAUAUGCUUCAUUAACAUCCAGCGUGAACUCAGGGCCAGGGGGGUUUUCCUGCGUCAUGAGUAUCCGAAGAUCUACCAGCAGCUCUGUGAGUUUGUGGAGAGCAACAAGAGGUUCACGCCUACCACCAUUUACCCAAUAGACAAGAGAACUGGAAGACAGUUCAUGUGCAUCAUCAUGGCAGCUUCUGAGCCAAGAACACUAGACUGGGUCGGAACCCCAAACCUACUAGAUGAUAUCAUUUAACCCUUUGCACCUUUAACGCCAUUUAAAUGACGUCACAGGUGUAUAUACACAUAUAUGUAUAUUAUUACACAGUAAAGCUGGCAUAAAUGUUUGUAGAUAUGUAUUUUAAUACAGAAGAGGUUUAUUAAUGUUUCCCUACAAUCACCGUAAAAGUCACAGCAUCACACUGACCAGAAGAGGAACGGCGAGUUUUCUGUUGGGUAUUUCGCUAACUUGAACUGGUACUGCUAGACUUCUUGCUUUGAUCCUCAUUAAUUUUCACUUUCACUUUCACUUUGGAAUUUGUAAGCCACACUAUGUGACUCUUUACUUUAACUUUUUUUUUUUACAUAUUUGGUUUAAAAAAAAAAACUGACUGACCAUAAGAGCUGUUUGAAAAGUGAAUUAACAAUUUGAACAUAUCCUAUGACAUAUAGAAGAAGGAAUAUAUUUUAUACAUUUCUAACAUACAAUAAUAUCUAUUAAAUUAUAAAAAAAAUAUUUUCUUUAAUCAGUUUUUACUUUGAUGGACGGAGUAAAUAAGCUAUAUACUUAGAUACAGCAGGGGUUGCACCAAAAGUAUACGUGAGUAACUUAACGAGAAAUUAUUAAUGAUUGCCAUUAGUGGGCAAAGACACUGGCGGAAUUCAAAAUUUCAAUCUGAUACACUGUCAGUAAAAACUGUUAAUUGUUUCAACUGAAAUACAUCUCAUUAGAUCAAGGAGAGACCAAGACUAUGAUAAGAACACCCAGUCACAAGAGCAGUGUGUAGGAAGCAAUCUGACAGUUAAAUGGAUGGUCAUGCAAAUAACGUACAAUGACAUUAUCAUAAAAGAAGACUGGCAAUAUGCAAAGCUUUCUGUGUUCAUAUCACAUGUGGUAGGAAGCUCUUGUAUAAAUAGAAAUUUAAUGUACAAUUUAAUGUGAAACUAAAUAAAUGCUAAUUAAAGAUUACAGAAUAAAAAAGUUAAAAGAAAAAAUAAACAUACGUAACAUGCAAUCUUAUAAAUGUGAAAAAUAUGAAUUAUAUGUUUUGUUUUUUUUUAAUCCUAAAGAAUAUAGUGGUUCUUGAACUACAGUAGAUGUGGUAUAAAGACUAAACUAGGUUUAUCUAGUACCUGUGCUGUGUCGAACUUCUUAUACACGUGUUUAGGCCUCUGGUUCUUUAAAUAUACACACAACCAAUCAGACAUACUAAAACAGCAACGGAAAAAGAAUUAUGCACUCAACGAUCUGCGAAUUAUUAGUAGUUACAGACCUACAUCAUUACCGAUUUGCCAAAACACAAAAAAUAGACCUUUAAGCUACUUAUUUGUGCCUUAAUUCAGUUCACUUGUUUUCUUGGAUGUAAUUCCCUUCUCAGUAUGAUUAACAAGGUGGUCAGGAUGGACUACAGCAAAUGAACAACCACAGACAGACGUAAAGAUGUAAGAGAGGAUAAACUAAUAUAGCCCUAAAUGGCUGACGUCCCCCCCCCCCAAAAUAAAAACUAUUCUCAGCAUUCUCAGAAUUUUCUUAAUUAGCGAUUGAGAUACAUGGUUUUUGUCCCACAUAUUUUGCACAGAUAACCAGCAUUGCCUGAUUCAUCAGCCAAUGGUGCGCAAACCAGUCUAUUGUGUCUGACGUUUUAAGCUCACACAUUACGGUUCAUAUAUGUACCGCCUUACCUCUCAUCUGUCAAACUGGAACAAACUGGAACUGAAGAUUAGACUUAAAUGAGAUUUAAAUCAGUGCAUGCUCUUAUAUUUCGGCAGUCAAUGGCAACAAGUACAGUAAAUGUAAAUUAACAUGCUUGAUAAUUUCAUAUUUUUUUAAAAGAGAAAAAGUAAUAUUUUGUUUGAGAAGGUAACUAUAUUUUAUUUUAUUUCACUAAUGCAUGUAAUUACCAUGCAUAAUUAUAGAAAUGAAUGAUGUUUUUCAGAUUCAUAUCCAGUUAAAAUAAUAAUUAAAAAACGUGAAAGAAAGAAAAUAAUUACUGGAAGACACCGUUCACCGUACUGUGUCAUUAGCCUGUCAUCUGCUGUUUUUCUGUGUGCUAUUUAUAAAGUGUAUUUAAUAAAUGGAAUGGAGAGAACUCACUGAAGUUGAACAAA
This is a messenger RNA of Brienomyrus brachyistius, 5597 nucleotides long. Its product is annotated as apical junction component 1 homolog. The transcript is spliced from 2 exons. The coding region runs from base 253 to 3525 and encodes 1090 amino acids. Lineage: Eukaryota; Metazoa; Chordata; Actinopteri; Osteoglossiformes; Mormyridae. The record is from RefSeq and is a predicted model, not a curated record. Gene Ontology annotation, cellular component: apical junction complex; plasma membrane. Gene Ontology annotation, biological process: cell-cell junction organization.